UAAAGCGUCUGCUCAGCUUGAAUUGUGAGAUGAAAUAGAUAAAUUGAUAAUAAGAAGUAAGUAUCUAACCGUUGAUAUUUCGCUUUAGGAUAGUCUAGUGUAAAUAAUUGUAUUCAAAUCACAAACCAAACAGCAUAUAUCCCACGAGACGGCGUUCAUUAAUUGCUUUGUAUUAAACGCACAUAGAGAAUUGAUAAAGUGUACUGUUCGCUUUGUUAAUAUAUAAUAAAGAAAGUAUAAAGACGUAUUUGUAGAUGGCUAUAGCUAUCUAUGUAACGGUGUAAUAGGAAGUUUCAUUUUUAGUCAUGCAUCUGAAAUUGCAAAAUUAAGCCUAUAUUGUAAUAUUGCUCUUUAUAUAUUUUCUCUCUGUUUUUUUUUUUUACUUUUUAGAUAAGAUACAACAUUAGCGUUUGGCAGGUGAGAUUAUUUCAAUAUAUCUAAAUAUUUACUAAAAUUGAACUAUAUUCUGUUUUCCUUUUGAUUUGAAUGAACUUAACAAUAGUUAAAUUCUUCUUUCAUCUUGCAUAUAGGCCUACAGAUACGUACGUGUAUAGAUUACAUUGCCCCUGAUUAGUAUUGAUUUUAAAUACAGAUUCAGCUAAAACCGAACAUGAACAUCGAACAAUUGUUAACUUGCAACGAAACACAGUUUAUUAAAAUGAUUAAUAACGUUGAACAGCAAGUAAGCUUUUAUUGAAGUUUUUAUUGUAUUUUUUUAAUACAUAGUUUGAACUUUUAAAACAAUCUUUUUUAUAUAGUUUUGCUUGUUUAUGUGCAUGCUUGUAAUAUUCGUGUGUAUGUGUGUAUGUUUUAUACAUAUAUUUAUGCUUAUCUUCUUUUCAUUGUCCUACAAUUCUACCGCCUCCUUCUCAUUCCUAUCUACAUUUAUUACUGCUAUCUACUUUGCAUCUGUAUUUUAUACAACUGUACUACUCAUUUUGUCAUCAAAAAAUAUUUUAUAGAAAAUGAUGCCGAUAGUAGAAUUGUUCCAAGAAGAAAUGGAAAAGCAACAGAAUCUAUUUGAUAUUUUGGAAGAGGAAUUGCAGGCAUGCUGCAAUGAUGAGGAAAAAGAAAAGAUUAGAGAUAAAAUGAAUGAAUGUCAAGAUCGUUUAACCGUACUUAUCAAAAGGAAUUUAAGAUGCUUGAACAUGUUGUAAAUAUACGCAAUAAGCGUAUAUAUUUAUAUGACUAUAAUUCUAAAGAACGGACGCCAUCUUUAUUUUUUGUUCUUUUUUUUUAUGGAAGAAAAUGGUUUUAAGAGUAAAGACCAUAAACACGAAAAUAAUGGAACUAGUCAUACAAAUAAUUCUAAUAUAGAGGCAAAAAAAAAAUAUAAAGUUCACCUACCUGAUGGAUUAACGAAACCUUCAAUAUUGAAAGAUAUUUAUUUUUCUCGUUCGGAAAAUGAUGAAUUAGUUGAGGAGAGAAUCACUUUAAAAAAUUGGAAUCCAGUACUGUUACUGAAGGAUUUAUAUAAGAUUGAAUUGAAAAAAGAUGAAAUUUUCAACGAUUCAGAUGAAAAAAUUGAAAAAUUUGAAGGAUGGAUUGAGAAAUUGCCAAUUAAUUUUAUAAAACCGACUAAAUUAAAAAAAUGGUGUAAACGUUUUAUUACUAUUGACGAAGGACAAUUACAGUACUACGAGCCUGGAGAAGAGAUUUUAGAAACGAAAUAUUCGAGAAUGUCGCCUAAUGAAACGUUCUUAAUAGUUGGCGGUUCAAUAGAUGAGUUAGGAGAUUUUCAAUUGGGAUUAAACGACAAUAGGGGACGAUAUCUUGUUUUGAAAUGUUCUGAUGAAAAAGAUUAUGAAAAUUGGAGGAGGAAUAUCAUGUCACAUAGAUCUUACGUUCCGCCCUCUUCGGCCGUUCGACCGUAUUUAGACAUGCCGUGUACACCGGAUAAGAAAGUUUUAAUAGUUGAUAUUGGCAGUUGUUCAAUUCGAGCUGGUCGUCUAAAAACUGACCCAACGUUGCCAGAAUUAUUUAUACCUUGCGUUGCUGCUUGCAAUCGAGAUAAUAAAAAAACUGUUUAUGGGUUUGAUGCUUUUAAGCCUGAAGUUCGAGCCAAUUCGGAUUUCGUGCAACCAAUUAAAUUAUCAAGGACCGUUGAUAAGUAUACAUUCGAUUUGGAUGUUCUACUUCCUCUUUUGGAUUAUAUUUGCGAUCAAUUGAAAAUCAUAUCGGCUGAAUACUGGCUGUUGCUUAGUCUACCGUCAACGUCAAACAAUCAAGUUUUAGAGAAAUUUAUCGAUUACGUAUUAACUAAAAUGAAGAUGAAAGGGAUUAAUAUUUGUAAUGAGUCGAUGCUUUGUCUUUAUGCUCACGAUUCACAUACGGGAAUAGUGUUAGAUUGUGGUGAUCGUAUUCAAAUAGCUCCGUUUACCGAUGGCUAUAUUGUAGAAGAAGCUAUAAGGAGAUUACCUUAUGGAGGUCAGGCCGUAGCGCAAUCUUUAAAUGCGGACCUCACGCAAUCCGAAAAUUCUUAUAGAUUGUUUACUCCCGUUGAAUAUAAUAUUGUCAGAUAUGUUAUGGAAAGAAGUUGCUACAUUUCAAAAAAUUAUAAAGAAGAAACUCUGAAAUUAAAAAACAAUCCCGAUAGUAUAAAAAUAAAUUUAAAUUUGGAAAAGUUUAAUGUGACUUCCGGAGCUUGCCAGACAAUUUGCCAUGAUAUUGGACGUUUUAGAGCACCUGAAGGCUUAUUUAAUACGGAAUUAUGGGGUCUAGAUGUUCCAUCUCUACAUAAACUUAUCAAAGAAUCUGUUUCAAAGUGUCCUUUGGAUAUAAGAAGGCGCAUGUGGCAAAGUAUCUUUUUGAAUGGUGGAUUAACUACUAUGCCAGGUUUUGUAGAACGUCUUCAAGCAGAACUUUGCAAGAUCGUCCCGCCGUCUGUUGCCGUUCAAAUUCACGCAUCACCUAACCGCUAUCAUACAUCAUAUAUUGGUGCAUGUAUUCUUGCCUCUUUAGUCGCCUUCCAGUCAGCCGGUAUAUCUCAGGAAGAGUGGAGAAAAAAUAGAGCUACCAGCCUCAAAAAAGUUACUAAGUUUUAA
This is a messenger RNA of Dimorphilus gyrociliatus, 3044 nucleotides long. The record is from the annotation of a GenBank genome assembly. Lineage: Eukaryota; Metazoa; Annelida; Polychaeta; Dinophilidae.